AUGGCUACUGCCUAUUAUAUCAAAGCGUAUUAUGCAAAAUCUAAUCAACAACAACCAGAAAUUCGUCGAUUUACACUCGAUAUUUCACCAGAAAAUGAUGUUUAUAAUGAAUUACAAACAAAAGUUCAAUUAUAUUUGCCAAAUAAUCAAUUAGAAGAUAUUAUUCUUCAAUAUAAUGAUGAAGAAAAUGAACGUAUUACAUUUAGUUCAAAUGAUGAAUUACGUUCAGCUAUUGCCUUAGAUAAAGAUACAAAAACUUUAAAAAUUUAUGUUACAGUAAAUCAAACAAUUCCUCAACAACAACAACAACAACAAGAUAAUACAACUAAUAAAGAAUGUCAUGUUGGCGUUCAAUGUGAUGGUUGUAAUGGUCCAGUUAUAGGUUUUCGUUAUAAGUGUUUUGUUUGUCCGGAUUAUGAUCUAUGUGAAAAAUGUUCAUCAGCUGGUAUUCAUUCUGAACAUAAUAUGAUUAAAAUAACAAAACCAGGCAGUUUUCAUUAUCCUCAUGGUUAUCAUCAUCAUCACCAUCAUCAUCCUCAUAUGUCUCCGCCGCCACCACCACCACCAUUUAUACCAAAUCAAGAUUAUCUUGAAAAAAUUCAAGCACAAAUUCCUCAAUGGUUACCAAAUCAUCAUAAUGCUCCUCAUUUUCGAGCUCAUGUGCAACAACAUCUUGAUUCAUUAAGAGCAAAUACCCAAACACAAAUGCAAAAUUCAAAACAAUAUCUUGAAAGUGUUGGACAAUAUUUACAACAAGCAUUAUCACCAUUUGGUAUUGAUUGUGAUUAUCAUGUUGAUGAAACAAAACCAACAACAACAACAAAUGAACAACAAGAAGAACAAGUAUUAACAAAUGAACAACAAGAAGAACAAGUAUUAACUAACCAACAACAACACGAGGAAGAAACUUCAACAACAAAUUCAAACGUUACAUUAAAUUCUUCAGAUGUAACAGAAACUAAUAAUAAUAAUCAAGAACAAACAGCAAGUUCAAUAAUACCACCCGUUGAAAACUCAACUAAAAUAAGAACUCCAUUAGAAAGAACUAUUGAUGAUUGUAUGGAAAGAAUGAAAGCCAUGGGCUUUAUUGAUGCUAAUGGAGCAUUACGUGAACUUAUUCGUUCAAAACAAGGCGAUAUUAAUUUAGUUCUUGAUGCAAUUAAUCCACGUCAUUAUCAAACAUAA
Messenger RNA from Rotaria sp. Silwood2, 1185 nucleotides. The record is from the annotation of a GenBank genome assembly. NCBI's taxonomy places the organism in Eukaryota, Metazoa, Rotifera, Eurotatoria, Philodinida, Philodinidae.